UGCUUAUAGGGGCAGGCUGCUGUGGCUUUAAGGAGUCUGUUCUGUUGGUCUGUUAUUGGAUGGUAGAUAUGUGCUCUGUGCACCAAUAGCAUGCAGAACUGUACAAAGAGAUCUACUCCCUCCCCCCAGCCUCAGCACCGUAACCCUUAGAAUACUCAGAGCUGGAGGAGAGAGAGGGAUGCGCUCACAUUCACGGAGAUACACUAGAAUCUAAAAACAACAUACUUUCUGCUAUACAAAAUUAAUCGAAAAUGCUAAAUGGAAUAUACAUUCUGGAGAUGUAUUUUGGUAUGAAGCUCUUUUUUAUGGACAAUAUUUCAAACGGAAUUGUGUUGUAACGGAUCAGGGAUGACAAAGAGAAUUGGAUACCGAAACUGGAGAUGGUUGGCUCUUUGGUGGCGUCAUUUCAUUCUCUUGUGGAGUACAAUAAACGGACAGACUCGCUACACCAUCCCGGAGGAACUGAAACAGGGCUCUGUGGUAGGAAAUCUAGCCAAAGAUCUGGGUUUGGGACUCUCUGAGAUUUUUGACCGUAAACUGCAUGUCGCCUCUGAGGCUGGUAAGCAGUAUUUCAAUGUGGAUGCGGGGAAGGGCGAGCUGGUCGUCAAUGAGAGAAUAGACAGAGAGACUUUAUGCGGACAAAGCGCCAGCUGCGUUUUACCUCUGCAGGUUGUCAUUGAGAAUCCGUUACAGUUGCACCGUAUUGAGGUGGAAAUACGAGACAUAAAUGACAAUUCUCCUAAUUUCUUAACAAAAGAUCGUGUUCUGAAAAUGGCUGAAUUGACAGCUGUAGGCGCGCGUUUUCCGUUGGAAAGUGCAGAGGACCCCGAUGUGGGAAGUAAUGCACUUAAAUCCUACAUUCUUAGUAAAGACGAAUGUUUCAGUGUAAAAGUGAAAGACAUUGAAGGAGGACGAAAAAUCCCAGAGCUAGUGUUAGAGAAGCCACUGGACAGAGAGAAAAAAGCUGUCCAUGAGCUAUUAUUGACGGCUCUAGAUGGAGGCACUCCGGCUAGGUCUGGAACUUCACAGAUCACGGUCACUGUCCUUGAUAAUAAUGACAAUAAUCCCGUAUUUCAGAAAUCUGUAUAUAAUGUAAGGGUUAAUGAAAAUAGCGAAAAGGGCACUUCCUUGAUUAAGCUUGAGGCUACUGACUCAGACGAGGGUGUCAACGGGGAGAUAGAAUAUUCAUUCGGCGAGCAUACACUAGAGUCAGUGUUAUCUGUGUUUGAUAUUGAUGCAGUUACGGGGGAAAUGUUUCUAAGAGGGGAAUUAGAUUAUGAGAGUGCAGCUUAUUAUCGUAUAGACAUUACUGCUGUAGAUAAAGGCAUCCCAGAAAUGGAGGGACACUGUCGGGUACAGGUCGAAGUAACAGACGUUAAUGACAAUGCUCCCGAAAUUGUCCUCACCUCCAAACCUAGUCCAGUGCGCGAAGACGCACCGAGUGGCACGGUAGUGGCUUUGAUCAGUGCCCGUGACCUAGACUCUGGGAAUAACGGUAAAGUAACGUUACAACUUACAAAAGGCCAUCCUUUUAGUCUGAAACCGUCAUUUUCUGAUAAUUAUGCACUGGUCACCAGUGGUGUUUUAGACAGAGAGAGUUUCUCAGAGUAUAAUAUUGAGAUAACAGCCACUGAUUCGGGCUCCCCUCCCCUGACUACCAAGAAAACUAUACCAGUCAGCAUCAUUGAUGUCAACGACAACCCCCCUAAAUUCAGCCAGUCCUCAUAUAAUGUCUAUUUAAAAGAGAAUGGACUACCAGGAUCCAUGCUAUCCUCAGUAUCUGCAUCUGACCUGGAUUUCGGAGAUAAUGCCAAGAUCUCCUACUCCAUCCUAGACUCCAAAGUGCAGGACGUUUCUGUGUCUUCCUAUGUGUACAUGAACACUGAUAACGGCAGUAUCUACAGCAUGCACUCGUUUGACUAUGAGAAACUAAAGGUGUUUCAGAUUCUGGUGCAGGCCAAGGACCAUGGCUCUCCCUCUCUGAGCAGCAACGCCACUGUCCAUGUUUUUAUCCUGGACCAGAACGACAAUGCCCCCACUGUUAUUUACCCCUCCGCUGCCCUGGGCUCGCUCUCUCACCAGAAGAUGCCCCGCUCCGCUAAAGCAGGCCACUUGGUUACUAAGGUAACGGCCGUGGACGCAGACUCGGGCCAUAACGCCUGGAUCUCAUAUAAACUGGUGGAGGCCACAGACACGUCUCUGUUCAGUGUCAAUCUUUACACGGGGGAGGUGAGGACUAAACGCGCUGUGUCCGAUCAGGACGACUCCUCUCAGAGGCUGCUUAUAGAGAUACAGGAUGACGGGGUGCCGGUCCGGUCCGCCACGGUCACACUGACCAUACUGGUAGAGGAAGGGCUCCACGAACUCAUCUCGGACCUUCGGCAGAAAGCGCCAGAGCCUAGCAAGAAAAGCGGGAGAAUCACCCUGUAUUUGAUUCUCUCGCUGGCCUCGGUGUCCGUGCUGUCUCUGGUGACUUUUGGCAUCUUAGCAGUCAAAUGCGUUAGAAACAGCAGGAGCAGCGGUAGUUGCUGCAUGAGACGGGACGACUUGGACAGCUACAAGAACCCCAACAGAAACCUGCAGAUUCAGCUCAACACUGACGGGCCGAUUAAGUACGUGGAGGUCCUGGGAGGGGACAUGUUGUCUCAGAGUCAGUCCUUCAGGUCCUGUCUCUCUCCCAUGUCAGAGUUCAGUGAUUUCACCUUCGUUAAGCCCAGCAGCACCACUGAUUUUAAGGAGAUGAUCAACGUCCUAGACGCGUCUUUACCCGACAGCGCCUGGACCUUUGAGAGCCAGCAGGUGAGAAGUGACGUCCGUCUAUAAUUUACUGUGGACUGU
Messenger RNA from Oncorhynchus kisutch (coho salmon), 2838 nucleotides. Its product is annotated as protocadherin gamma-C5-like. The transcript has a single exon. Gene Ontology annotation, molecular function: calcium ion binding. Lineage: Eukaryota; Metazoa; Chordata; Actinopteri; Salmoniformes; Salmonidae. Gene Ontology annotation, biological process: homophilic cell-cell adhesion. The record is from RefSeq and is a predicted model, not a curated record. Gene Ontology annotation, cellular component: plasma membrane. The coding region runs from base 349 to 2823 and encodes 824 amino acids.